Molecule: messenger RNA, 5501 nt
Organism: Astrephomene gubernaculifera
Lineage: Eukaryota; Viridiplantae; Chlorophyta; Chlorophyceae; Chlamydomonadales; Astrephomenaceae
Source: the annotation of a GenBank genome assembly
CUUACAAAACCCUUACUAUAGGACAAUGCGAUGGCACAGCAAUCGUAGAUACUUACGCGACACGGAGGCACCCAACCGUGUCCCGUACAUUGUGAACCGCAGGACAUGACAAGCGCGCGCCUUCAUUUUUCGUCGUCACUAAAGACAAUGUAUUUAUCUCGAUGCUCAAUAGUUAAAUUCCAUAAUCGACUUGUCAUUUGCUCACCUGUGUUACUGAAGCGAUUUGGCCCGACCGCGUGAGCCAAUAAUCCUGAUAAUAAAAAAGAUACCAAUUGGUCCUCUGUGCACCUGCUGAAGUCGCUGCACCCGUUUUAAAACUAGUGGGAGUCGACCUUGUUGGCUAGGGCACACGCACCGUUGGAGGGCCGCGUUGUCAACGCACCUUUUUGAGGCGCAUUUUGCGACAUCUGACACGGCUUUUGCUUCAAUCACCAACUUCCAGGUAAGGCGUUCAAGCGCCUUGCGAAGUUAUGUCUGCGCUGUUGCAACUGUAUCCGGCAUGGGUUGCUUCCACUUCCACUCAGCGUUAUGUACGGGUAUCGCUAGUUUUAUUUAGAGGUGCCUACUGCAUUGAUUUAAGGCUUUACAUCUGACUGGAUGGAUUAUGGCGGUAGAGGUCGCGACCUCUGGUGACCCGACAUACUUUGCUCUUGGAACCCCUCUCAGGACGUUUCUUAUCGUAAAUGGCGUUGAGCAGUUAAUGCGGCACCUAUACCUGCGUUUCCUGCGUUUCGUACGCUGAUGGCGCUUUUCGCCAACGCACCCAUGGAAGGUUCUUCUCGCCAGGGGCCUUCCAGGACUUCAGUUUGUGCUACCUGGCUUCUAUAUAGCCCUGCCAGCAGUCUCAGCAGCCAGCCUUGCUCGCCUGGGCCGUCCGGCGGGCGCCAACAUGAGGUCCCUUAUCAAGAUAAUUUCAACGGAGUCAGUACAACGGAGUCAGUAAAAUACUUGCUGUCGGGUGCUGAGGCAGGCUUGCCUGCUAAGCGCCCUCGGCUUGACCUCGGUAUUGCACACACCAACGCGCAAGCAUAUGGCCGAGCAGCUGGACGCCAGGCGCAAAAUUUCCAUGCUGCAACACCACCUCUUCCUCCAUCAUGUCAACAGCUACUUCAUCCUGUAUCUGGAGGUUGGAAUCCUACGGCUCCGCGGCUUUCGUCAGGCUGCUCGUCCUCAUCGGCUGACUCUGUUGUGACCGGUGAGGUUCGUUGCAGCAACACCGAGAAACUUCCCCAUAACCUUACGGGGCUAGCAUCGCUGGAUGGUUUCCUUGCCCGCUCGGUCGACCACCAUGUCCAAAAGGCAACAUUCACGGCAUCCCGCUCAUCCCUUUGGCCACAAGGCGCUCAUUUGCCUUUCGGUGGGUCAGGCCUCGGUGCAUCCUCUUCCUAUCAGUCAAGCUUAGUUGGCUCGAAUGCCUGCCAAGCCCCUGGGACGACGCUUCAUCCUCAUUGCGCGGGCGCGACCUUUGGUAGCCAGCUAGACCAGCUGCUUACUCUUGCAGCCGCUGACCUCUCAACAGCGACUUCGCUUCCCAGCUGGACAUCCCUGGCGAAUAUCUUGCCAGCAGCAACGCUCGCUUCUUUCCCGUACAUCUUCACGGGAACAUCGAGCAGCGCCACCACAGCCGCACCCGCCAAGCCUUGCAGCCUCGACCUCGCUGCUGGCCUCGCGCAGACCUCCUGGUGGCCCGCAUCCUCCUCCGCACCGCAGCAACUUUGCCAACAGCAGCCGCAUGUCAACAUCUGCAGCGCGCCCGCGCUCUUCCAUCUAGACAUGUCCACCACCCAACGAGCCGCGCAGGCAGGCCUCCUCACCCUAGGUCGCCAACCACAGCUGGCCCCAGCAAACCUGCUAAACGUAAGGCCCUUGGCUCCUCCGGCGCCAUCCCAACCGUCCCUGCCUUCACGACUAAACCUAGUCGGACCUGCCGCUGCCGCCGCUGUCGGCUUCACCGUCCUCGACGUCCUGCCACAACCACCCCAGCAGCCGCUGCUGCUCUUACAACAACCCCAACAGCCGCUCCAACCAUGCCUCCUAUCACAGCUACCGCAACCCCUGCCCCUGCCUCAACCACAACAACAAGCACAAACACAUCUCCAUCCACAGCCGCAACCGCAGCUGCUGCAGUCCCGGCGCGUGCGGCCGCCCUCUCCCUCCCCUCCCUGCGCGCCCCUGCCGCCCCCCCUACCCGGGUCCGUGGGUCCCGAGGAGUGGAUGCUGCAUGUCAUCAAGGUGCUAGGCAUGCGCGAGCCGGACACCGCCCGCCUGGCCCUGCACUGCUGGCGCCGGGUGGCGGGGCUGCCGCAGCUUCACCACGCCACCCGGGCAGCUGCUGCAGGUGGUGGCUCGGUGGAGGGCGGGCGCUGCUUGUACGCCACGGCGUGCUUGUGGAUCAGCAUCAAGCUGGAGGAGAAGCGCCGCGCCGCCCCAGGCGGGGUGCUGCUGGCCCGGCUGGCCGCCACCUGCCCCGCCGCGCUGAGCUCCGCGGAGCUGGCGGUGAUGGUGUGGCUGGAGUGGCGGCCGUACGAGGGCUACCGACUAGACGAGAGCCACCUGCUGGAGUACAUGUGAGGGAGGGGGGUGCGCGGGAGGAGGAGGAGGAGGAGGGGUGUGAGGGGUGGCGAGAGGAGGCGGCAGGGUGGGUGGAGGAAGAGGGUGCGAGGAUGCUGAGGAGAAUGCUGUGUAGAGGAGGUGAGGGGAGACGGAAACGUUGUGUUGAGUUGCUGUUGAGUUUGAAGGGUCGGAGAAGCCUUCGGAUGUCGGGAGGAGGUUCACCGGAGGAGGGAAAGAGGCGGAAGUAGCAAGGAGGGUAGUGGGUGCAGUGCAUGUGUACAUGUGGUGUAGAGGGAUGUGUGCACGGCUAGCCAGCAGCCGGAUGUUGGGGUGCAUGCAAAUGGUGCCGUUGCAAGUUAUGUGUGUUAGGGAGGUUAGUCAUUAGGUUUGUGGUUUAGGCACGUCUAUCAACCAGGACGUUAUGUCGGUGUGUUGAGAAAACUGGGUGUAUGUGUUGUUGUGAGGUGAUGUGAGGGAACGAGGAGCUUUGGCUGUGCAGGCUUCCUCCGCACAAGCACACCCUCUCUGUAUGUGUACUUGUGGCGCGUUUAUAUCUGGGUAGUUGGCAGUUCGUAGUUGAUAGUUGUUGUAGUUGUGUGUACGUACGGAUAUGCGCCCAAACAGCCCAACGCAACCGACGGUGACGUCGAAUUCGUGGCCGCUUGGGUACAUGAUGUCUCACGACUUUAAACCGGGCAGGAUCCUGUGCGAAUCCAACCGGUAAACAUGGGAAGUACGGUAAUGUAUGGCGCACGAGAGCCAUGCAUGCCCCUCAGAUGACGAGCAUUGGAUGGUGUGUGCGCGGAUAACCGUAUGUGGGCUGUUAGUAAUGGCAGUUGUUUAGGUGAAGCUGUGUAGGUUUGCGUAAAUGUGCGCAUAGUUUUGUGCGCUUUAGGCUGGCGCUAGCUUGCAUUGGGGGAAAUGGUCGGGAUCCUCACAUCCCGGCGAUUUUGACGUCUUAUACCUAAUUUGAUGACAUAGGCAGGCGCAUACUCAUGCCUUACGAAGUUACAGGUUAGAUUAUUGGCGUCGCAUGUGAUGAUGCUUUGGGAUUACCCGCAGCACCAACAACAAGACAAUAUCAGUAACAGCACUGACUAGGGCAAUGUAGGGUUCCCUUCACGUGCAAACUUCUUAACGUGGUUUGGCGGUUUGGCUUCACUUUGGCGCCAUUCCGCCUCGUGUGUUUAUCUUGGAUGGUGCCUUGCCGCUAGGUGAUUUUGGAUGUGAAGGAAUCUUAUGUCUGCAACACGAAGGGUUGCAUGUGCCAAGUUACUAACGCAUGCAUCAACACGCAUACGCGAGCGCUUGGUGACUUUGCCUUUCCUAGGGCUCCUUCAACUGUAGAUGGCGUGAGGUAACGGGCAGGGUUAGUCUGUACUAACAUUUGAGGCCUAUAGUUGGAUAGUGGUAUGUGGGGCCUCUUGCGUCCGCCCUGCUAUGCCGAACUUGCUGUGAUGUAGCCAACCGGCGGCUGAGGUUUUCGUCCUGAAGUGUCGUGCAGGCGUGUAUGUGCCGUAUACAAAAUUAGUACGGCGCUGUGAAGAUUUGUGUUGUUUAUUGUGCUGGGGCGCAUGUGUUUGUCAAACGUGUACGGCACGCAUGCACGUUGUUGUCCUACCAUGGCACUUUGCAGGGAUGAGCCAGAUAAUGACAUGCCCGCCGUACUUUGACCUGCUCCUUCCCGUAACUCUUACAGGACGGGUUUCUAAUGACUUGUGGGCUGUGACCCUUUCCACCUGCCAGCUGCAGCGGCCGUUUGCCUUCUUACUUGGGCUGCGCUUGCUUUAGGGAUUCUGUCGAAGGUUAGCUUGCUUGAGGGGAUUAGGUGAGGGGCUGGGGUCCUUGCUUGUUGCCAUGACAUCGCGCGAGUUUUACAGGGGUUUGGGGUGUGGGCAUCAAUAACUCAUUAUUGGGUUAGACUGCCGUAAACUGCUGAUACCGUCCUAUCAAAACUGUGGGCCAGCCUGGGUGGUUUAGUCUUUAUCUCACAUGCAGUUGUAUGAGGAUAACAAGGAGCUAUAGGCCAGAAGGCGCAUGUGUCGCUUCUGGCCUGCUUCGGCCGUCGUACAAUGUAACUGUGCAAUGUACGGGAGGUGCAAUGAUGAAUGCUGCGUUGAACUGGAAAGAUACUGGCGGAUUACGCACGGAGGAUUACAAUUCCCGUUGGACGGAAUUGUCGUUGUUGUUGUCAUGUGUUUCUGUUUUGCAGUAAAGCCAACUACGAAGGUUAUGCUGCAUGUGGUAUUUUGCAAGGAUAUCCUGCCUCUCGUGCUCUCUGCUGGCUGCUGUGUGGGUUUCUUUGAAGAGCUUAUCUUGAACGCCCACAGUAGCGGCUUGCCUGGGAGAGGUGCUGAUGAGCUCCUUACAAAACACAACAAUCGACUAAAAAUCGUCUGUGAUGAUGCCUGCUGCUGCUACAGCAGCUGGUCUCCUUGUUGUUGUCCCAAUGUGUUGCUCUUGAUCCAUAUUGCCUUGGUAUGGGUUAUUAGAUGAGCAGCGCGUGGCAUGGUCUAGCUAGCGGAAAGUACGAAAUGUGCUGUGGUGAAGAUUCAUUAUCAGUGUCGGUUGUAGCUUUAGUUGGUUGCUCAGGUCGUUGGGUGCUGGGAUCACUGCUAAUGUGGGGUGGCGGCGACCUAGGGGUUGGGUGUGCCAGAGUGUGAUACGUAGUAGUGUGUCUCAACUGGCGGCAGCUACGAUAUCCAAGAACUACCGAGAACAUAAUUACGGAGAGUUUCAGGACGUAGCAAUGUGCUGUCGUACAGGCUGGGCUGCAGGAUGGCUGGGUGGUGCUCUUCUGAUGCUAGCAAUCUGGUGCGAUCUGCCCCUGUGUACGGCGGAGACAUCUUGCCAACGGUGCCGAACGGCCGGAAGGGCUGUACCGUCGUACGGAUGUGUGACUAGCAGACAGAGCCACGAAACUGUUCAACUGUAAACAACACAUCUUA